GAGCUCAUCGCAGCAGUAACGGAGCGCAGAGACCCGACAGAAAGUGUGAGUGCGAGACAAGCAAACUGCUGGGUGACUGCUACACUCGCUUUAGUUUGUAGAUGAACAGCAAACGUGAAAGAUUGAAAAGGCCUUUCGAAACGACAGUCGCACGGUUAACCGGUUUUUCAUCUCGUCCAAACGAAGUUACGACCAAUUUUAACAUUUAACAAAAAAUACGGAAAAUAAACGAAAAUAAAAAUACCUAAUUAAAAAUUGCAAAAGCUAUUAAUAAAUUAAUUAAUUGAAGAAGAAUAUUUGACUAAUCUGCAAAAGAAAAACAAAACCGAAAUCAGAUAAAAUGGGUUGUGCCACUACGACAGUGAAAAUUUCUUCAAUCGCUUUCAAUAUUAUUUUGGCGCUCUUUGCCAUUGCAUCGAUAAUUGUGAUUUCCUUCAAUCCCGAUUCUAUGCGUGAGGACAUAGCAAUCGGUGCCUACAUUGCAUGCUCGCUCAUUGUGUUCUUUGCCUUUUUGGGAUGUUUUGCUGCCAUCCGUGAGUCGGUGUGUCUGACAGCAACAUGUGCAGUUUUCUUAUUGGUGCUGGCGGCUGUACAAAUUGCCCUGACCUGCGUGGGAAUGACUGACACGGGAGUCCGGAGUGCUGUCGAAACCGUCGAUAAGGCAUGGGAAUCGAAUGCCAUGGAUGCCAUUCAAAGUGAACACGAAUGCUGUGGCAAAAUCAGCCCAAAUGAUUAUAUUACCCUGAACAAGGCCAUACCAAUCAGUUGCUAUAUUGAUGAAGAUGCCUCCAAGACCUCGAAUCUGUUUUUCGAAGGCUGCAAGGAUAAGCUACAACGGCACUAUGAAAGCGAAGCGUACAUAUUUACUGUUGUUUCAUGGUCCCUGGUGGCGUUUGUGAUAAUUGGAUUCCUGCUGGCCGUGUUCUUGGCCAUCAGUUUCCGCAACACUCAAAGACGCAUGCAAUUUUAAGAAUUCCAUUAGACUUCGUCACCUACCUACCUAACUAUCUACCGACUAACUUUAGGAAGUACAAAUUUAUAAUAAAUUUGGCAUCUCAUUCUCACUUCUUGAAACGCUAAUGUAUUUUUUGUAAUGUUAAAUGUAUUUUAAAUUUGAAUUGAUUGGAGAAGACGCGACCACCAACACCGACCCCCCAAACUCUACCACCGAAUCGUAUAUUUUUUAUUCUCAAAUAUUUACAAAAUUACACAUUGAAUAUGAAUUAAUUGUUUAAACUAGAAUGCGAAACAAGUGCAAUUUAUUAAAAGUCUUAUUGUUGGUUAUUCAAAAACAAAACGUAUUUUAUAAGUAAAGAACGAAAUGUUUGUUCACCCCUCCUCCUCCUCUAUCUAUAUGUGUAUGUAUUUUAAAUUUUUUGAUUUAGUUUUUUAUGUAUAAAUGUUUUAUUCUCUGCGUGUGUAUUUAUUUUUAUAAAUGUCUGUUAACUGUGUUGUAAUUUAUUUAGUAAUUUAUUUACAAAGACAAUGAAACAAAAUAAAAAAAUCUAAGAAAUAAACAAAAAAAA
This is a messenger RNA of Musca domestica (house fly), 1526 nucleotides long. Its product is annotated as protein late bloomer. The record is from RefSeq and is a predicted model, not a curated record. The coding region runs from base 341 to 970 and encodes 209 amino acids. Lineage: Eukaryota; Metazoa; Arthropoda; Insecta; Diptera; Muscidae. Gene Ontology annotation, cellular component: membrane. The transcript has 4 exons.